Molecule: messenger RNA, 1459 nt
Organism: Papilio xuthus (Asian swallowtail)
Lineage: Eukaryota; Metazoa; Arthropoda; Insecta; Lepidoptera; Papilionidae
Exons: 2
Coding region: 151-1362 (403 amino acids)
Source: RefSeq, a predicted model, not a curated record
UUUGUCACGUCAGUUUCACUGAUGAAGAGAUAUUUUCGAUAUAAAUAUUUUUAUUCACUUUAAUAUCGAUAAUAGGUUAAAAAUACGUUUGAAACAUUUACUCAAAAUCGAAAGAAACAUGAUAAGAUCUAAUAUCGUCUCUGAGUUCAUAUGAUAUCCAAUAAUUUCUACAACAAAGUGUACAUACAGAUAACAACAUAUAAACAAUAUUCUAAGUUAAAAGCUGAUGAGAACAUGAAUCAUGAAAAGGAAAUCAUUAAAAGAUUUUCUCAACCUGAUGAUAAUACAAAAUUUAUCUGUUCCAUUUGCCUUAACACCAAAUCUAAAUGUGACGACUACGCGAAACCAGAAUGUAAUAAAAGGAAAUCUAAAUCAUGUCCUAUUUGUCAGAAAGGUGUACAUUACCGUUGGGAAGGUUUACCAGAAAAACUUAAACCAGAUAAAUGCGAAGUGAAAGAGAAAGCUAUAAGAAUGAGCGAUCAUACAUCAAGCACCAAAACUGUUCAAACAUCACAGACAGACGUCACACAAGGAUUAAAUCUAUUAAAUGAAGUACUAACUGUAUUCCAAAGCAAGAAACAAAUUUGCGUAGAAAAAGAGAAAUAUAAUAAAACUGUUAUCGUUAAAGAUGCAUGUGUUGAAACGGAAAGUUGGAGAAUUAAAAGUGAAAUUAAACCAAAAUUAACAAUUAGCAAGAUGUACCAUAUAUCCAUAGCUGAAAGUAAUGUAUCCGAAAAUAAUAAAUUCACAAUUGUUAAUUACUCUCAACCGCAAAGAGACAGGAAUUCACAAUAUUCAAUCGAUCUUAUAAAACACAAAUCUUCAUCUAUACCCCAAAUGAAAUUAGAGGAAUUGAAACAUUCUUUGAAAGAGAAAACUAAAUCAAAAGAUGCGAUUGAGGAAGUAAAUAGAAUGUUUGCGACAGUUAGAAAAAACGCACUAAUUGAAAAUACCGACGAUGGUAAUCGACCUUUGAUAAGAAACGGACCACGAGUGUUACCAGUUGUAAGAGUUAAUAAAAAGAACGGACAUGAAAUGACAACGUGUGGUAGUAAAAUUCGUUUUUCAUAUGAUCGAAAUCGAGAAGACAAAAGAGGGGAGGAGAAACAUUGUAAAUGUUGUCAGACGAAUAAUUAUCUGCUGUCCAGUGGUGAUUCUUUGAUAAAGCCAAGUUGUCAUUGCCAGCAGAGGACUUGCGAGAAGGUGUGUGGGAAAGGUGCUUACGUGUCCCAUUGUCAUACAGGUUGUCGUCAGUUCCACGAUGUGUGUGAUCAUUGCUGUCAAAGGUGCAAAGACAACAGAUGUCACCACCAUGUCUGUUACGAAGAAACUAAUGACGGGGAUAGUUGUACUAGCUUUUGAUUUAUACACUAUUUAUUUUUGAUAUUUUAAUAUAUCCUUCAAAUAUAAUUAACUUGGUAAAUUUUGACCAUAUCAGUUUAGUGGUAGCCACAAGCAG